UUUUCCCCUAUAAAGAGUCUCCAUUGUCCAGACAUUUUAAGUAAACGAGUACAAUCCAAUCACAUAAAGUAUAUAUACGAUUGAGUUGCAAGAGAAUGGCCACCAUUUCCUUUGAUCCAAGGCUUAACCAUCAAGUAGGGAAGAACAAUCAUGGAGUGGUUCUUGAAGAAAUUGAAGGGCUAAUUAGAGUUUACAAGGACGGAAACGUCGAGAGGCCUCCAAUUAUCUCUAAUGUCUCUUGUACUUCAGCAUUAGGUGCUGGUGUGACAACAAGAGAUGUAGUUAUUGACAGUUUCACAAACUUAUGGGCACGUAUCUAUGUUCCGAGCUGCCACGGGAGGGUGCCUGUGCUUGUUUACUUUCACGGAGGUGGAUUUUGUGUUGGUUCUGCUGCUUGGAGCUGUUACCAUGAUUUCUUAGCCAAUCUUGCUAUUAAAGCAAGCUGUGUGAUCUUGUCCAUCAAUUACCGUCUCGCCCCGGAAAACCGUCUUCCCGCUGCUUAUGAGGAUGGUACCACAGCUAUUGUUUGGCUGAAACAGCAAGCUCUGAAUGGCUCAGGUGAGCACAAGUGGUGGUUGAGUAGGUGCAAUUUUUCUAGCUUGCUUUUAGCUGGUGAUAGUGCAGGUGCAAAUAUAGCUUAUCAUGUGACCACAAGGCUAGGAACCAAUGGCACAUUGGAACCAUCCAAUACGAAUCCAUUGCGUCUUAAGGGAACCAUUUUGAUUCAGCCUUUCUUCGGAGGAGAGGCGCGAACAAGAUCUGAGAAAAACUUGAAACAACCACCAAAUUCAGCACUAACUCUACCAGCUUCUGAUACAUACUGGCGCUUGUCACUGCCCAUAGGGGCUAACCGGGAUCAUCCAUGGUGCAACCCUCUAGCUAAUGGUGCUUCGAAAUUGCACGGUUUGGUGCUUCCGUCUGCAAUGCUAAUGUGUAUAUCAGAGAUGGAUAUACUGAAGGAUAGGAAUAUGGGGUUUAGCAAUGCUUUGGCUAGUGCUGGUAAGAGGGUUGAAGUUGUGAUGCACAAAGGAGUUGGUCAUGCAUUUCAAAUUCUGCAUAACUCUCCACCCUCACAAGCUCGAACCCAAGAGAUGGUGUCUCAUCUGAAGUCCUUCAUUAACAAGAACCAAUGAAGUAUUACCGUUAGGGCAUUCAGCAGUCAAGGCAAUGGAUUGUAGUCAAGAGCAUCUUCUCCUCACAUUCAAAAUUGCAGGGAGAACCUAUAAAGUUCAAUCUGCAGCUCUAAGUCCUCCCUCUUCCUCUCAACUUCCUUCUGCAUCAUCAAGUCCAUUGAUCACAACCUAUUGUUUGGAUACAGGAAAAACUUUAGCUUUUAUGUAAAUCAUAUAGUUCUGAUUUUGCUUUCUGUUUUUUUUUUUCCUUCUUUUUAGCCUCUCUGUAAUUUGUGUUCCC
Molecule: messenger RNA, 1413 nt
Organism: Tripterygium wilfordii
Lineage: Eukaryota; Viridiplantae; Streptophyta; Magnoliopsida; Celastrales; Celastraceae
Product: probable carboxylesterase 17
Exons: 1
Coding region: 96-1133 (345 amino acids)
Molecular function (GO): hydrolase activity
Source: RefSeq, a predicted model, not a curated record